GCGGGGCGACGGCGCGGCCGUGGCCAGGCCUGGCGUCAUGGCGGCGGCGGUGCCCGGCCCGCUCCUGCCCGGCGGCCGCGCUCCGGAGGUCGACCCUGCGGCCUCUGAGGUAGCGAGCAGCGCCCUGCGCUGUCUGGUCGGGCUGGCGGGGCAGCUUAAUCUUGGAGACGAUAUUGUGAAAGUUGUAAUCGAUUGGAGCAAGCUUCAGAGCACAUCAGCCCUUCAGCCAGCGUUGCUGUUUAGUGCACUUCAGCAGCAUAUUUUAUGUUUACAGCCUCUCUUAGAAAAACUACAGUCAUUGAUCAAAGAGGAAAAUAUAGGCCAUGUUGAACCUGCAGGUAAAACAGAAAGUCAAACAAGUUUAGAUGUUUAUGAUGGUAACAGUCAGACUGAAGAAAAGUAUGGAAGUUAUGACUUGAGAGAUCUGAAGGAUGCUCAUUUUCAUUUUGAUCCAGAAGUGGUCCAAAUAAAAGCUGGAAAAGCAGAAAUUGACAGGCGGAUAUCAGCUUUCAUCGAGAGGAAACAAGCCGAGAUCAAUGAAAAUAAUGUCAGGGAAUUUUGCAAUGUUAUUGAUUGUAAUCAAGAAAAUAGCUGUGCCAGAACAGACGCAAUUUUCACACCCUAUCCUGGAUUUAAAAGUCAUAUAAAGGUUUCUAGGGUAGUAAAUACAUAUGGGCCUCAGACUAGAUCUGAAGGAACGCAUGGGCCCAGUCACAAAGCCAGUGUACCCAUGCAUGAUUGUGGAAACCAAGCUGUUGAGGAGAGAUUGCAAAACAUUGAAGCACACUUACGGUUACAAACAGGUGGUCCAGUACCAAGAGACAUUUAUCAGAGAAUUAAGAAGCUUGAAGAUAAAAUCCUUGAGCUGGAAGGACUGUCUCCUGAAUAUUUUCAAUCUGUAAGCUGUUCUGGCAAGAGGAGAAAGAUUCAAUCUCCCCAUCAGAGCUAUUCAUUGGCUGAACUUGAUGAAAAGAUCAAUGCUAUAAAACAGGCAUUACUGAGGAAAACAAAAGAAAGCAAGUCCAAGGAGUCUGAGCAACUUCUUCGAUAAAAGUGUUUUCAGAAUCCUCAUCAUGCUUUACACAUGCCUAAACCAUAGACCUGCGUAGUGUUCAUCAGAGAUGACUAGCAAUGAAAACAAAGCAUACAUAUAUGCUCCUUUUGGAUGAUCUUGAAAGCUUUCUUUCCGAGUAACUUGUUUAAAAGCAGCCUUAUUAAUGAAAUACUUACUUUAAAAUGAAGAACUUUUCAGGAAUGUCAUUCUAAUAAUCCAUUCCCUUCUGUUAUAAAGGAGGACUGCAGCAUUGUUUGUAUGUCAAAAGUCUUAACCUGCACACAAAACUACAUCUCGUGUAAUUCUUGGUGACUAAGUAUUCCAAAGGACUAUCUUUUGAAUACUGUUCAUGUAAGUAGUUUGCAUAGACUUGUGAGAUUAAAUACUUCCUCAGAAAUAAACUGACAUGCAGAAAAAAAUUACCAAAACCUUACAGAAUGCAUGCUUACCUGUGGGUUUUUUUCUGUGUUUGUCACUGUUUUCACAGCUGUUAGAAAUGCAGCAAAUUGCACUUCUGUGUGACAGGUGAUUAUGGAAAUCCUGUAUGUGUAAAUAAAAACAACUUUUCUUCACUUUUUCAGUGUCUUGUGGGAAUUCACAUUUCUUAACCUGCUCAAAAACAAUGUAUUCUAAAAACCAUCCCAGGGGAGAUUUUGAGGAGCAUGCCAGCAAGGCACCAAUUUCCUUUCCAUAUGCAUGCUUACAUGACUUUUGAAGCAUGGAUGCCAGCUGUAUAGUUUAAAUUAAAGUCAGACCUUUGGCCACACAGUGAAGUGAGAUUGUGUUGUGACUUUUUGUUUGGUUUUGUUUGUUUGUUUUUUAAUAAACUAUUUUCUAUUUAUACAA
Messenger RNA from Corvus hawaiiensis (hawaiian crow), 1900 nucleotides. It is a transcript of the gene MBIP, whose product is annotated as MAP3K12 binding inhibitory protein 1. The record is from RefSeq and is a predicted model, not a curated record. Lineage: Eukaryota; Metazoa; Chordata; Aves; Passeriformes; Corvidae. Gene Ontology annotation, cellular component: cytosol. The transcript is spliced from 9 exons. The coding region runs from base 38 to 1051 and encodes 337 amino acids.